This is a messenger RNA of Microthlaspi erraticum, 3309 nucleotides long. NCBI's taxonomy places the organism in Eukaryota, Viridiplantae, Streptophyta, Magnoliopsida, Brassicales, Brassicaceae. The record is from the annotation of a GenBank genome assembly.
AUGAAGAAUUCGCAAAUGGAACUUGAUCUCGAUUCGUUUCUGGUAUCGGACUCGGACUCCGAAUCCGAUUUGGACUCUUCUUCGGUUCCUCACCGUACAGUCGACGAAAUUCUCAACGCCUCCAGUUCUUCAUCUGCGUCGUCUUCUCCCCCGUCAUCUCCGCCUCCAGUUAGAGACCAAGUUAGCCGGCGGAAUCAAAACGAUCCGACUCGCCGCCUAUCUGAAGCUCUGUUAAACGUCCCGGUGAGACCUGAAUCCGUCGAAUCUGAAAUACAUCGCGGAUUUCCUCGUGUAAGCGAUCCGGCGCGGCCAAAUUCGGCUUCUUCUUCUUCUCUGAGACAGUUGCCUUUGCCGUCGCUAUUUGCAGGUUUGCGGUCGAAUGUGAAGCCCGGCGCGGCGCUUGCAGCGGCUGUGGCUGCUUCCAGAUUGGUUCCUACGCCACACGCUGCGAUCAUCAAGUCACGGAGAGCUAGCAGUGCGAGUAGCGAGUUGCUGCAGCAGGUUUUGGGCGAUGAAGAAUCCGUUUCAAAUCAAGAUGAAGACGAUCAGGAAAUUUUAUCGUCAAAUGGCCAUUCUGCUGGAGUUGCUUCUGGGUUCGAUUCGGUGGAUAAUUUUCGUCCUCUCGGUGGAGAAUCUCGUCUACACGAUGAGGAUAAUCGAGUAGCUAGUGAUAACACUGAGACCUUAGCUGAUGAGGCAAACUUAGAGCCUGAGUUAGUCAAUGCCUCCUGUAAUUUUGAUCCUGAAGGAGACUUCUCUGCAGAACAAGAGGUGCUGAGCACAGCGGAAGCCGGAAAUGCUGCUGCUGAUGGCGUCAGAGAUGACACAAUGUCUGCCGCUUCUUUGGUGGAGCCUGAAGAGACGUCAGAACAAAAGUCUCAACUUUUGAACGAUUCUGAUGAGAAUGACGAUGUUAAGGUAAGAAAUGAUGAUGACUCAAGUGUUGGCGAUGAUAAGCAUGAUGAUUCGGAUAUAAUUAUACUGGAUUCUAAAGAAGAGGGAGGUGAUGCUUUUAUUCCUGAUGAUGGAAGCUCGAUGUCUGGCAUUUCAGAGCUUGUAGAAGAGAGGAUUGGGGAGUUGGAAAAGGAAAGGAUAAGCAAAAGAGAGAAACUAAAAUCGCGAUCUUUUAGGAAGCAGCUUGUCUUGGCUGAAGAGUUUGAGAAGAAACAAGCGUAUACUGGUUUGCAUUGGGAAGAAGGUGCUGCUGCUCAGCCAAUGAGACUCGAAGGUGUUAAGAUCGGUUCGACGAACUUAGGUUACUUUGAUGUUGAUGUUGACAAUAUCAUCAGUCGAACCAUUUCGUCGCAGGCAUUCAAGCGAGACCAUGGUUCUCCUCAGGUUUUGGCUGUUCAUUUGAACUUUAUCGCAGUGGGUAUGUCCAAGGGGGUAAUCGUCGUUGUACCGAGUAAAUAUUCUUCUGAUACUGCAGAUCAAAUGGAAUCAAAGAUGAUUUGGCUUGGUUUACAAGGAGAAAGAUCCCACUCCCCAGUUACUUCAGUCUGCUUUAAUCAGCAAGGGGGUCUCCUGCUAGCUGGUUAUGGUGAUGGGCAUGUUACAGUCUGGGACGUGCGGAGAGCUUCGGUAGCAAAAGUGAUAACUGAGCACACUGCACCAGUAGUAUAUGCGUUUUUUCUAGGCCGGGAUUCUCAAGGUUCUCGUCAAUUUAAAGCAAUUACAAGUGAUACCAAGGGUGUUGUUUUUAAACAUACUUUCUCUUGGACUAUGCUAUUGAACAUGUAUUCAGUCACAACACAGUGUCUUCUCGAUGGACAAAAAAAUGGAACGGUCCUCUCUGCGUCACCUCUGCCUGAUGAAAAUUUUGGAAGCUCCUUGGUCUCUUCUAAGGGGGGUAACGCUGCAGUUCCAUCCAGCAGUAUAUCUAGCAUGAUGGGAGGUGUGGUUGGUGUUGAUUCGAGCUGGAAGCUCUUUAAUGAGGAAUCAUCUGCGGUGGAAGAAGGGGUUGUCAUAUUUGCCACCUAUCAAACUGGACUGGUGGUAAAGCUUAUUCCAAAUUUGGAGGUGUAUGCACACCUUCCUAGGCCUGAAGGGGUUCGGGAGGGUUCCAUGCCAUACACUGCCUGGAAAUCCUCAAUGGAAAAUUCUUCCAAGGAGGCGGAAGAUAGGGUUUCUUUUCUUGCCAUUGCCUGGGAUCGUAGAGUUCAGAUUGCCAAGUUGGUCAAAUCAGACCUAAAGGACUAUGCGAAAUGGUCACUUGAAAGUGCAGCUAUUGGUGUGGUUUGGCUGGAUGACCAGUUGCUGGUGAUCCCAACUGUGACGGGCCAUUUGUAUCUGUUCACAAGAGAUGGUGUGGCAAUUCACCAGACAAACUUUUCUCUGAAUGGUUCUUCAGGGAAUGACCUGAUUUCCUAUCAUACGUACUUUACCAAUGUCUUUGGAAAUCCUGAGAAAGCUUAUCACAACUCUGUGGGUGUCAGAGGGGCUUCUGUAUACAUUCUUGGCACUGGGCAUCUUAUUAUCUCUAGACUUUUGCCAUGGAAGGAGCGGGUUGAUGUUUUAAGGAGAGGAGGUGAUUGGAUGGGUGCAUUUAACAUGGCAAUGUCACUUUUUAAUGGGCAAGCCCAUGGGGUUGUUGACCUUCCCAAAACUGUGGACGCCAUAAGGGAAGCCAUAGCACCCAGUUUAGCAGAGUUGCUACUUUCCUAUGUAGAUGAAGUAUUUUCUUAUAUCUCAAUAGCAUUUUCCAAUCAGACUGAAAAAAAUGGAGCAACUCAUGAGCCAAACAGUGGAACCAAGAAUGCCGAUUUAGAGAUAGAAGAACAAUACAAUCGUGUUGGUGGUGUUGCUGUUGAAUUCUGUGUUCAUAUUAACAGGAUGGAUUUGCUUUUCGAUGAAAUAUUUUCCAGAUUUGUGGCUGUACAACAAAGAGAUACAUUUUUGGAGCUUCUGGAGCCUUAUAUUUUGAAGGACAUGCUUGGAUCUCUUCCUCCAGAGAUUAUGCAAGCGCUGGUAGAACAUUAUAGUAGGAAAGGAUGGCUACAAAGAAUUGAGCAGUGUGUUCUUCACAUGGAUAUUUCUUCCUUAGAUUUCAAUCAGGUUGUCAGAAUUUGCCGUGAGCAUGGGCUUUAUGGGGCCUUGCUCUAUCUCUUUAACAAAGGGUUGGAUGAUUUCCGGUCCCCUCUGGAGGAGCUCUUGAUUGUCUUACGGAACAGUGAGAGGCAACGGGCUACAGCCAUUGGGUACCGGAUGCUUGUUUAUCUAAAGUACUGCUUUCUUGGUUUAGCUUUUCCCCCAGGUAGGAUUGUACUUUGGUUCCACUGCAUGUUACGAUCUACAACCGGCCGAGUAUAG